Branchiostoma belcheri (Belcher's lancelet) is the source of this 1329-nucleotide messenger RNA. RefSeq names its product fibropellin-1-like. The record is from RefSeq and is a predicted model, not a curated record. NCBI's taxonomy places the organism in Eukaryota, Metazoa, Chordata, Leptocardii, Amphioxiformes, Branchiostomatidae. Gene Ontology annotation, biological process: Notch signaling pathway. Gene Ontology annotation, molecular function: calcium ion binding; Notch binding. The transcript is spliced from 11 exons. The coding region runs from base 1 to 1329 and encodes 442 amino acids.
AUGCGGUCCAUCAUCGGCCUCCUCCUCUGUCUCGCCCUUGUGUUCUAUGUGGCUCCUGUCGGUGGAAAGAAAGUCAGAAAAAGGUGUAAGCCUUUGACGUUCCCAGACACGGUAAGAAGUUGUGACCAGGAGCCGAACGCAGACGGUUGGUACCGAGAUGGAACCGUGUGCAACUUUGCCUGCAGGGUGGGAUGUGUGAAGGACACAGGGGGCACAAAGAGGGUGUGCAAGGUCAAGGGCAGGUCAAAAUGGUGGACUGGAGGACGCGGACUGAAGUGUCUUUGUCGCCCAUGUGUCGGUGCGCCCAGCCACCCCGAAGGUUACACCAGUGAUUGCGGUGCAGGCACCUACCUAGCCGGCCACACAUGUGUCUUCACCUGCCCGGCCGGGUAUGUCAAGUCGUCCGGUAACGAGAGGAAAGUCUGCGUGAACAGCCGCUGGAGGGGAGAAGACCUAGUGUGUGAAGAGACAAAUGAAUGUAUGUCUAAUCCGUGUGCUAACGGUGCGACUUGCGAGGACGAGAUCGGCGGCUACACCUGUACCUGUGCUCCUGGAUAUGAAGGAGACCAUUGUGAAACGGAGACAGACGAAUGUAUGUCUAAUCCGUGUGAAAACGAUGCGACUUGCCAUGACGAGAUCGGCGGCUACACCUGUACUUGUGCUCCUGGAUAUGAAGGAGAUCAAUGUGAAGCUGAGACAAACGAAUGUAUGUCUAAUCCGUGUGCAAACGGUGCGACUUGCGAGGACGAGAUCGGCGGCUACACCUGUACCUGUGCUCCUGGAUAUGAAGGAGACCAUUGUGAAACGGAGACAGACGAAUGUAUGUCUAAUCCGUGUGAAAACGAUGCGACUUGCCAUGACGAGAUCGGCGGCUACACCUGUACUUGUGCUCCUGGAUAUGAAGGAGAUCAAUGUGAAGCUGAGGAUUCAACCACGCCGAUGGGCGGUAAUAACGGCUAUACAGAUGCGGGCGGUACAACGUCCGGCUACUCCCGGUGUUAUGGUGCACCCAGCCACCCCGACGGUUACACCAGUGGCUGUAGUGAAAACCAGGAAGAAUUCCCAGCCGGCCACACGUGUGUCUUCACCUGCCCGGUUGGAUAUGUCAAGACAGCAGGAGAUUCGAUAAAAGUCUGUGAAGACGGCCAAUGGAUGGGAGAAGAUCUAGUGUGUGAAGCCACCCCGAAGGUUAUACCGGUGAUUGUGGCGCAGCCCAGCUCUACCCAGCCGGUCACACAUGUGUCUUCACCUGCCCGGUCGGGUAUGUCAAGACAGCAGGAGAUUCAAGGAAACUCUGCGAAAAUGGCCAAUGGAGGGGAGAAGACUUAG